AUGGAAGCCAAUUAUGAACAGGAUUUUACUAUUCUUCCGGGUCUGGGACAGCGCACCACUGAUCUGGUUAUCUUCGAAGACGGUGAAAAGGCUGGGGUGAAGACCUGCAUUCUGAUGUCGCCUACAAUCUACGGCAUUGGGACCGGUCUAUUCAACCGAACCUCGAUCCAGAUCAACAGUCUCAUACGCGCAGCCCAGCGGGGUGGAUUCACGCCUGUCAUUGGGAAAGGAGAUGCAGAGUGGGACCAUGUUCAUAUAGAGGACUUGGCUGGUUUGUAUGAGCUCAUUUUGGCGAGAAUUCUGAAUGGGGAUGAUUUGCCGUCUGGUGCAAGGGGUGUUUAUUUCAACGAGACGGGCCACCAUAGCUGGAGAGAAGUGUCGGAACGGAUUGCAAAGGCAGGAAAAGAAACAGGGUUUCUGGUUUCAGAGGAAAUAAGAGAAAUUGGGUUGGAGGAAGGCGGAAGGGUUCUUCAGAAGCCAUUGGAUGUUGUGGAACUAGGAUUUGCCUCCAAUUCUAGAACAAGGGCAGACCGUGCUCGUGAAAUCGGCUGGGCACCGCAAAUCCAUCGAGAGAGCGGGAUCCCAGAUUCGGGUCCACCAGUGGAUGCGGAUGCGGUAAGUCUCGCCAUGCGACUGAUUGUUUGCCACUAA
Penicillium psychrosexuale is the source of this 651-nucleotide messenger RNA. Its product is annotated as NAD dependent epimerase/dehydratase family protein. The transcript has a single exon. The coding region runs from base 1 to 651 and encodes 216 amino acids. NCBI's taxonomy places the organism in Eukaryota, Fungi, Ascomycota, Eurotiomycetes, Eurotiales, Aspergillaceae. The record is from RefSeq and is a predicted model, not a curated record.